Sphaerodactylus townsendi is the source of this 394-nucleotide messenger RNA. Its product is annotated as antithrombin-III-like. Gene Ontology annotation, molecular function: serine-type endopeptidase inhibitor activity. The transcript has 3 exons. Lineage: Eukaryota; Metazoa; Chordata; Lepidosauria; Squamata; Sphaerodactylidae. The coding region runs from base 1 to 318 and encodes 105 amino acids. The record is from RefSeq and is a predicted model, not a curated record.
AUGGUGGCCAAGGAGAACCUCCAUAGUCAGAACCAUUGCAUUGUCUCAUUUUACAGUUCAUCUUUUACAGGUAUAGUUUCUGGUGGACGUGACGACCUUUACGUAUCUGACGCUUUCCACAAAGCUUUCUUGGAGGUGAAUGAAGAAGGCAGCGAGGCAGCAGCUGCUACGACAGUUCUGGUGAUGGGCCGUUCAUUUCCAGCACCCAGAGUAGUCUUCAAUGCCAACAGGCCUUUCCUGGUGCUCAUAAGGGAAGUUGCCAUCAAUGCCAUCCUCUUCAUGGGCAGAGUAACCAACCCUUGUUCUGAAACUACUUAGCUGUCCUCUGGUGGUCCUGCCUCUUCAUCUUCAACUCUACCUGGGCAUGUAGCUAAUAAAAUGCUAUUUUCCCUAA